AUGACGAGAAGGCUUGUCAACGGUGACGAUGAUGCUGAUUCACUCGUGCCUUAUCACCUAAAUUAUUUUAUACUGGCUUUAUGGAAAGCUGAUAAACGUGAUAAAAAUGUAGCAAAAAUAGCCAAAAUUAUCAACCUUUACUUCAAAAAAAAUGUUGUUGUUGUGCCGCCAGCAAGGAACAAUGACGAUCUGCCAGAAUAUGAAGAAUCAAGUGGCGGUGUACAACCCAGCGCUGUUCCCUACAUUGUUGAAUCAACACACACCAGAGCUGCAAAAGAUUCUGACUUCAAAUAUUAAAAAGAAAUUUCCAUCAAACGUUUUUUAUUAAUUAAAGUUCUCAAACUUUAUAACAUAUCAGUCUUAUCAAAACUUGAAAAAUUGUAUCAAAUACCAGAGAUUUUAAAAUAAAAAAUUAUACUUUGGCAUUUCAUGCAUUGCAAAGUUUCUCAGAAGUUUUCCCUUA
This is a messenger RNA of Clunio marinus, 463 nucleotides long. NCBI's taxonomy places the organism in Eukaryota, Metazoa, Arthropoda, Insecta, Diptera, Chironomidae. The record is from the annotation of a GenBank genome assembly.